Messenger RNA from Cariama cristata (Red-legged seriema), 1069 nucleotides. RefSeq names its product nucleoporin 43kDa (gene NUP43). The annotation marks the transcript as partial. Gene Ontology annotation, cellular component: nuclear pore outer ring. The record is from RefSeq and is a predicted model, not a curated record. The transcript has 7 exons. Gene Ontology annotation, molecular function: protein binding. NCBI's taxonomy places the organism in Eukaryota, Metazoa, Chordata, Aves, Cariamiformes, Cariamidae.
GAUAACAGGAUCUCCAUCUGGUCUGCUGGAGACGUUGGAAAUGUGGGCCUCAGUGGUGAAUAUCAAGGAGAGCCUCAGCUGCUCUGUGACAUCAGGCACAAUGGUGAUGUUAUGGACAUGCAGUUUUUGGAUCAGGAGAGAAUUGUCGUUGCCUCAUCAACAGGAACUGUAACUAUAUUCCGUCAUCAUCAAAAUAACCAGACUUUAUCUGCCAACCAGCGGUGGGAGAAAGCCCAUUAUCAUGUGGAUCAAGACACAUCUUGUGGUGGCGCAGCAUGUACUGGAGUCAUCUGCAACAACCCAGAAAUUGUCACUGUUGGAGAAGAUGGUAGAAUAAAUCUCUUCAGAGCGGACCAAAAAGAUGCAGUAAGAACUAUAGACAAUGCAGACAGCAGUACGCUCCAUGCAGUGACCUUCCUUCACACAACUGAGAUUUUGACAGUAAAUUCAAUUGGGCAGUUAAAAAUAUGGGACCUCAGACAGCAAAGAAAUGAGCCAUCUCAAAUAUUUUCUUUGACAGGUGACAGAGUUCCCCUGCACUGUGUGGACAGGCAUCCCAAUCAGCAGCAUAUUGUGGCCACAGGGGGCCAGGAUGGGAUGCUGAGUAUAUGGGACAUCAGGCAGGGUACUAUGCCUGUGUCCCUGCUAAAUGCUCAUGAAGCAGAAAUGUGGGAAGUUCACUUCCAUCCCUCCAACCCUGAUCACUUAUUUACGUGUUCUGAAGAUGGAUCUCUUUGGCACUGGGAUACUUCCACAGACAUAUCUGAAAAACCAUCUUUUCUUCAUCAAGGAGGAAGAAGUACUACCUAUUUUUCGCACAGUACCAUUAACCAGUCUGUAGUAAGUGCCUGGCUAAGCAACGAUCCUACCAAAGACCGCAUGGAAAUCACCAACUUAAUUCCAAAUCAGACUUUGUCUGUGAAUAGUUUAGAUAUUUUAGGACCAUGCCUAGUAUAUGGUACUGAUGCAGAGGCUAUUUAUGUGAACAGACAACUUUUUGCAUGAAGCGACUGCAGCAUCACUUUGAAGUACUGAUCACCUUGAACUACUGGGAAAUGUCAGGUUCAUU